AUGCCCAAGAAAGAAACGACAAUCGAUGAAAUCAAGGUGCACUCCAGGUCAUUCCUCACUCGCUUUGGAACAGUGUUGUCAAUACUAACUGGCUUCCUCCUGUUUACAUACGUGGCUACCUUCUCAAAAUACGGAUACAGUAGAACCGGUACAGCACAUCACGCUUUCCUAGAUUACCCUAACGAAAUCUCAUCCAAAGAGGCUCUAGAGUUAUCGAGAUUCAUGCAAUCAUUAGACGCAAUGUGGAAGAAGGACCUUAGAAUAUUCUAUCCAUUUGAUAAAGAAAUCGAGCAAAGCCAGGAAGAAUACUGGGCAAAGGAAAUCGACGUCAAGGAUCCACACAAACGCAGCCAAGUCAUUCAGAACAUUGCAGAGGAUCUUGGCCUUCCAGCAUCCAAAUUCCCUGUGCAUUCACCCAAGGCAACUGGCGUCUCUGACGUUAUUCAUGGUGGUCUCCCCAAACCUACAGCUUCUGUCAAGAUGGGCAUUGCAAAUCCUCCAGAUUACUUGAAGAUCAAACAACCGCCACGAGCACAUGUGCCUGUUUGUGAUCCCUCUAAAUUGCACCAUGAAAAGACAAAGAUACUCGCCUUUUCUUCAAACCAAUUCAAGACAACAAAUAUUAAGCUGGAUGGACUCUUUAGUGAGGGUGGGCGCAUUAACAUCAGAACAGCGAGUGCAAUUGAGGAUAUUGGCAACGUCAAGGAAAACAUCAAAAUUAACUUUACAUUGCAUGCUCAAAACGAGGAAGUGCUGACUCAUAUAUCGAUGUCUGAGAUUGACAAUGAUGCCAAAGGCACCAAGAGUAUCCACAUCAAUAACCAUCAUCCCUCUGUACUAAAGUCUUGUUUGGUGUAUCAAUUGGACAUUGUAUUUCCCUCCAAGAUGAAUGCUUACGAUAGCAUCAAUUUGAUUGUGAAUCAUGCAAGUCGCAUAGAAGGUGAUUUGAAGACUGUGGUAUUCAAAGAUUUCUCGGUGGGUUUGGGUAGAGGCGCCAUUAAAUUCAAGAACCUGAAGGCUGAAAAUAUAAAGGUGGGUACUCUUAACGGCAUUGUGCUUGGUAAUUAUCUCCCUAUCAAGACUUUGGGUGCCGCUUCUGUCACUGGUGCUACUCGCAUUGAAAUUGCUCCUCAAUCCAAACAUGUCAAGUCAACUGUAGUCAGCUUGAACGGUCCUGUCAAGACAAUCUACACCAAAGAUAGCGAAAGCUUGUCCAAGAACAGCAACUUUAUUGCGCAUUGCUGGCUUUGUGAACCCAAUGUCAUCUCCGUAAAGAACCCCAAGAGUAUUCAUAUCACGUCGUCGAGACGUGCAUCUAUCAAGGUUGGCUACUACAAAGAGAUUUGUAGUGCACAUGUGAAUAUCCACUCGAGAACGGGCGAAUCUAAACUGAUCUAUAUGUAA
Molecule: messenger RNA, 1404 nt
Organism: Mucor velutinosus
Lineage: Eukaryota; Fungi; Mucoromycota; Mucoromycetes; Mucorales; Mucoraceae
Exons: 4
Coding region: 1-1404 (467 amino acids)
Source: RefSeq, a predicted model, not a curated record